Bradysia coprophila is the source of this 638-nucleotide messenger RNA. RefSeq names its product ribosomal protein S30 (gene RpS30). The record is from RefSeq and is a predicted model, not a curated record. Gene Ontology annotation, cellular component: ribosome; cytosolic small ribosomal subunit. Gene Ontology annotation, molecular function: structural constituent of ribosome. Lineage: Eukaryota; Metazoa; Arthropoda; Insecta; Diptera; Sciaridae. Gene Ontology annotation, biological process: translation.
UAGCAACAAAAAUGACAUCAUUUUUCCACCCGGAUACAAUACUUCGAUUUCGAUAUCGAUAUUGCGGACUCUAACCUGAAAAACGACUGCCAUAUUCUUUCUUCUUAAAUUCUGUCAGUGAGAACAGACAAGGUACGAUAUCAAUCGCCAAAAUGCAAUUACACAUUCGUGGUUUGGAUACAUUUGUCCUGGAGGCAGAUUCCUUCGAGACAAUCAAUGAUAUCAAGCAAAAAAUUUCCAGCCUAGUGAACGUUUCAGCUGAUGAAUUCCAAUUGUCCUGUGAAGGUACUCUCUUGGCACCAGCCGAUCAAAUCACUUCACUAUCAUGCUGCGAACUUGACUUGACCGUUCCAUUGUUGGGUGGUAAAGUGCACGGUUCACUCGCUCGUGCCGGCAAGGUUAAGGGGCAAACACCGAAAGUGGAGAAACAAGAGAAAAAGAAGAAGAAGACAGGACGCGCCAAGAGACGUAUCCAGUACAAUCGCCGAUUCGUCAAUGUUGUACAAUCUUUCGGUCGCCGACGUGGUCCAAAUGCUAAUUCUUCAUAAGUGCUUUGAUUUGAACCGACAUUCAAAACCGUGUACUUUACCGUUGAUAAUAUAAGAGAUGGUAUAAAUACAGGCAAGGACAUUGUUUGA